This is a messenger RNA of Penicillium concentricum, 558 nucleotides long. RefSeq lists its product as uncharacterized. The record is from RefSeq and is a predicted model, not a curated record. The transcript has 3 exons. The coding region runs from base 1 to 558 and encodes 185 amino acids. Lineage: Eukaryota; Fungi; Ascomycota; Eurotiomycetes; Eurotiales; Aspergillaceae.
AUGCCUAACGAUAACCCUGCCUGCGCUGAAUGUAAGGCCAAGAAGAAGCGUCAGCAUGUCUCCCCCUCCGAUCCCGCUGUUCCAACUCCUGCUCCAACUCCUGCUCCCACCCCUGCUCCCACUCCUUCUCCUGCCGUCCCUGUCGCCCCCGGUGCUGCCACCCGUGGACGCCGCCGGGCCACUGAGGCUGCUGAGGCCGCUGAGGCCAAGCACAAGGAGAUGAGCCCUCUCGCUCCCGCCGACUCCGGCGACGAGCUUUCUUCCGUGCCCUCCGAGACAGAGCAGAAGCCGGUCAAGAAAUCCACCAAGCGUAGUCGCCGUACCAAGCCCGCCACGUCCCAGAACGAGAUCCCUGACUUCCCCGCCGAUUCUCUCCAAGCCGCUGCCACCAUGUCCGUCAACCUUGUCUGGGCCCGUGAGCUUGAGACCAACCUGGAGGUACUUCAGGGGAACAUUCAGACCCUCAAUGAGGCUCACCGCGCUACCAUGGCCUCUGCCCAGAAUAUCCUGCGUACUGUCGACGGCUGGAUUCAGACUUGGGCUGCCACCGGUCGUUAA